AUGAGGAGUAGCCAGAUGUUGCUCCUGGCGAUCGCCUUCCUUGCCCUAGCAUCAGAUGUGGCAACGGAGGCGUCAGUGGGCGUUGAAGGAAUCCCUUGUACGACAAGCAUUAUCCCGUCGCCAAAGCCAUGUGAUAACAAUAGCUGCAAUCAGGCAUGCAUCGACCGUGUGUGGGUCGGCGGAUAUGGCGAGUGUGUUGCGGGGGCGUGCAAGUGCCAGCAGUGCACAUACAUUCCUCCCAAAAAUGGAAACUGAUUAGCUAUGAUUGGAUGUCAUGUUCAACUGAAUAAUGUGAUGAGAUCGUAAAUGGUGUAGCAACAAGGUUGUUGACCGA
This is a messenger RNA of Triticum aestivum (bread wheat), 334 nucleotides long. RefSeq lists its product as uncharacterized. The transcript has 2 exons. The record is from RefSeq and is a predicted model, not a curated record. The coding region runs from base 1 to 255 and encodes 84 amino acids. Lineage: Eukaryota; Viridiplantae; Streptophyta; Magnoliopsida; Poales; Poaceae.